AUUACCGAGCCGUAAAGUUUCAGAAAAAGACAAAUCAAUCAUUUUUUUUUUCCUUUUGUCGUAAAACACAUAAAUAAUAAGCUUUUGCAUUAGCAAGCUUCGUUGUAACAGCGACCAUUACCAACGCACCAAUCUUAAUCCUUGUUUUUCUCAUUUGUCCCAAACAAAAUUAAUUUUUGUGGAACACUUUUUCGACACCCCCGAAUUCCCACCUGCAGAUUCUCCCCAUCAAUUUUCAGCAUAGUGAUUGUGGAAGCUCAACAGAGGGAUUGGUACUGUAGAUAGGGCUAGGAGUCCCUGAAAUGUAUAUGCCUGUGGCUACCUCUGCCACGCUGCGCGGCGGAUUGCCUACUGACAGUGGGGACUCUGUUGUGGCAUUAGACCAAGUUCCUCGAUGGAAUGAUGCUGAUCAGGCCUUGGGGUUUGAAACUUCGUUUUCGAGUUCACACUUCCCCGAUCCUUUAGCAUCGCCCUCAAGGGUAGACAGUGGCGAUGGCAGUGAGUCGGUGUCAAAGUUUCCUGUUGACGAUGAAGUCAAUUCGAAGAUAUAUUUGUGGCGGGGGAAUCCCUGGAAUCUUGAGGUGGAUGCGGUCGUAAAUUCAACAAAUGAGAAUAUGGAUGAAGCACACAGCAGCCCAGGGUUGCAUGAUGCAGCUGGACCUGGUCUUGCAGAAGAAUGUGCGACACUGGGUGGAUGUCGAACAGGGAUGGCUAAAGUUACCAAGCCAUAUGACCUUCCUGCCAGGAAAAUUAUCCACACUGUUGGCCCAAAGUAUGCUAUAAAGUACCAUAAUGCUGCAGAGAAUGCUUUAAGUCAUUGCUAUCGUUCUUGCUUGGAGCUUCUGAUUGAAAAUGGGCUUCAAAGCAUUGCUAUGGGCUGUAUUUAUACGGAGGCAAAGAACUAUCCCCGAGAACCAGCUGCACAUGUAGCUAUAAGAACAGUGCGGCGAUUUCUUGAGAAGCAGAAAAACAACAUAAUAGCUGUUGUCUUUUGCACUGUGAGCACAACUGAUACUGAGAUAUAUAAAAGGUUGCUUCCACUGUACUUUCCUCGGGAUAAACAUGAGGAGCAGGUUGCUUUGUCUAAACUUCCUGCAGAUGUUGGGGAUGAAAAUGGUGAGACAAUCUCAGAUGAGCGUAAAAUCAGAAUAAAGCCUUUGCCCAAAAGGAGAGUUUCGACACCACCUGAAUUUCCAGUUGAUCUUCCUGUUAGUGAUGUUGGCUUGGUUAGCAGGUCAGUAGUUGAUGCAAACCAAAUUCACAGAAUAACAAAUAACAGGAAUUCAUCACAUUUAGAUUCAUUUCUGGAUCCUGCCUUCAUGUCCAUGAUCAAAGACCCUGAUCAAAGGCGGAUGGAGCAGUGGGAGAAAACUGCCGAAGCACAAAGAGGCUGGAAUUGUGCUAAAUUGAUUGGAUAUGGCGACCUUGGUCGACCCACAUUGUCUGCUGCCGAAGAAUAUUCUCUACACUCUAGAUACCUGUCUAAAGCAAAUUCCUUGAAUCUUUCUGAAAUUGCAGAAAUGAAAAUUGUCUAUCGUGGUGGGGUAGACAGUGAGGGUCAUCCUGUCAUGGUUGUUGUGGGGGCCCACUUUUUACUUAGGUGCCUUGAUCUGGAGCGAUUUGUGCUCUAUGUGGUGAAGGAGUUUGAGCCGUUAAUACAGAAGCCUUUUUCUAUUGUCUACUUCCACUCUGCUGCAUCUUUGCAGGUGCAGCCAGACCUGGGUUGGAUGAGAAGAUUGCAACAAAUACUUGGUCGGAAGCACCAGCGCAACCUGCAUGCAAUAUAUGUCCUUCACCCAACUUUCGGACUAAAAGCGGCAGUAUUUGGACUUCAGAUGUUUGUGGACAAUGUGGUUUGGAAGAAAGUGGUAUAUGUUGAUCGCCUUCUGCAGCUCUUCAGAUACGUACCUCGUGAACAGUUGACCAUCCCAGAUUUUGUGUUUCAGCAUGACUUGGAAGUGAAUGGAGGGACGGGUCUCAUUGUGGAUCCAAGAACAAAAUAUGUGUACAACAGACCAUGACACCCUGCAGUUUCUAAAUUGUUUGCCUUGCCCUUGUUGUCGCUGUUAACAGGAAGAGUGGCUUGUAUUAGUUUGAAAUGUGUAUGGAACCAUUUUUUUUUUCUUUGGGACGUUUGGAAGGAGUGAUAAGUUCCCCUGUAUGUAUAUGUAAUUAAUUGCGGAAGCUAAUUUGUUGGAUUUCUUUAAUUGUUUGUAUAUUCAAGGGAAAUAUAUUAAAUAAAAUUAGUCUUUGAUCAUUUCCA
This is a messenger RNA of Glycine soja, 2263 nucleotides long. RefSeq names its product protein GDAP2 homolog. Bases 303 to 2021 code for a protein of 572 amino acids. NCBI's taxonomy places the organism in Eukaryota, Viridiplantae, Streptophyta, Magnoliopsida, Fabales, Fabaceae. The transcript is spliced from 15 exons. The record is from RefSeq and is a predicted model, not a curated record.